AUGCGAGCCGAGAUGAUCGAUGCCCUGGAUGUGUGCUUGCAGGAGGUGCCGGAGGACCCGCACACGUGGGGAGGCAGCAGCGCUAGUGUACCUGACGAUGAGCGUGUGCGAAACGGUAAAACUGGCGCAGAUGCGCCGCAGCUGCUGCUGCAGGAGCGUUCCAGCGGCACGCUGGACACCGCAGCAGACAGCAAUGGCGACGGAUUGCUUGAGGGCAUGGAGACAGAGUCGGAGCUCGCCGUAUCGCGACAGGAGUCAUCUACUUCCGCCAUUCCGCAGGGCAUAACUGAGCCGUCGGCCGUGGUGGCGCAAGAACCUCCGUCCCUGGUCGACCUUGGCCACUAUGAGUGGCGGCGGCUUCUCAUGGAAAUCAUCAACGUACUGGUGCGCAUUGACCGAGCUCUCCUCUACAAUGUGCGGCUCCGCGCACUCGAACGUCUCGCUCCUGCCACCACAGGCGUCAACGCGAACGCUGCGCCGGAGUUCCGAUGGGAACACCUCUCGCAAGCCUUCCUGACACCUGCUGCGUCAGGGACCCCACUCACCGCCGCAGAUGCGACGGUGAGUGGUUCGCGUCGAGGUCAGCGUUCAUACACACCCACCCGCGGUCCUCAGCGACACCCACCGCAUGGAGACGCGGCGCCACUGAACUCGCCCCUUCCUAAUCGGAAUGCGGACCCUGCAGCGGUCGCAGGAAUGGCAACUCCGCACGAGAGGGCCGUAACACCAGUGACCAUCACCGCUGCCAGGGCGGACUCCACCUCAUCACCAUCUGUCAAGGUUAAGCGAGGUCUGGCUGAUAGCGGCAUCGUGUCGCCUGACCCAUCAGCGGACCUCGCCAUUACGGAGGUGGACAAGAAGAUGCUGGAAGAGGCUCUCACCAUUGCGUGCUCUCUUGCCACCUGGGCGAUUGUCAAGGCGAUCUUACGCCAUCACCUGCACGUACUGGAGCAGCGGCAGUGCCGCAAGAACCUUACACUGUUGACCAAGGCAACCACCACCACCACAGCUAGCGCGCGUCUCAGUGCGGACAUGUCUAUGUCGCCGACAAGUAUGGAAACGGCGGGGGCUGGCAACACUAAUACCACCGGGCGACCGCCGCUUGCCCCUCCUGCCCCGCCUCCACCAGCAGCGAUGAAUGACGCUGCCUGCUCGAACGACGCGGCGGAAGCUGGUGCCGGAGCUGGAGCAACAGCAGCGACGGACGGCGACCAAAGCAAGAACGCGAAUCACAUGAAUGCACUGGAUGACGUGGACGCGAUUCCAUACAUUGACUGGGCGGCUGUCGUGCAGGAACUGGCGGAGUGGAUGGGCGAGCAGCACUUUGUCGCGAUUGCAGAGUGCACCCUCUGCGCGAGCUUCUUGCGCGAUGAUGGUCGCGAGAUGGUGCUGUGCAUGUUGCAGACCCCAAAGCCACGGUGGCUGCUCACCAACAUUCACCGGCACGCCGAGAAGCUUCGCCGGGCUGACGUGGGCUCGCUUCUUAGUGGCUCGUCACCUCCGCGCGUAGUGACCACAGCAACGGCGCCGGCAGGCAGUCCCACCACCACAGUCACAGGCGUCUUUGGAUCGGCCCCUGCAUCUACAUCAAGCACACCAGCAAGUAGCGGGACUCCGUCGGCCAGUAGCGGCAGUGGUGCGGCGGCUGCAACACCACCCGCGGGGGCCACAAUGACGCCCAACAGAACUCGGACGACGCUGGAGGAUUCCGCCCUGGUGAUGGACGACCUCGUCGCGCGGCUGGAAAUGACAUACCGCAAAGCUGUCGCGAACACAUGGGCGUCCUACCUGGAGGACGCCAUUGAGGCGGAUGUGCGCCACCUUUCCAUCGACGCUGCGGGCGACUCCGACACGUCCCGGGCCUCUACCCCAAUGACCCACCUAACGACAGCAGCCGAGGAGCCGCCGAAGCACAGCACUGGCAACUUAACGUCACCGUCAGCGCUCUCACCGCUUCAGCAGGAGCACAUCACAGACACCAAGACCCUCUGUCGCCUCGCCACCGCCUUCUUCUUCGGCUCUGACGCGUGGUCAGAAAGUAAGCGGGAGCGCUGCUUUACACUCCUCUUUCGCAGCAUGCGUGGAAGAAUGGAGCGAUACAGCGAGUCCGCCGCGACGCGGCGACACCUGCGUCGCGGCACGACCUGUGUCACCUCCGCGCCUCACAUGGUCACACCUGCUGUCGUAGCAGGCUCUCUCGAGCCUCACCCCCUCGUAGAGCUCACAACGGCUGGAGCCGCCGUGGUAACAACUACCCCAAGCAGCAGAGGUACCUCACAAUCGCAGAGCUUCACAAUCCCACCUCAGAUUAGCACCACCGUCACCCCCGUUCCCAGUGCUGUGUCGGGCCUGACACCGUCAAAGUUUAGCGUGGAGGACACAUCCGCAAGGGUGUCGCCGUCUGCAGGGUGCCCGUCCGCCGCGAGCAAUGCUGCUAGUGUCGGCACCCCUGUCACGACUCGUCACGGCGUGGCAUCGUCUACCCAGGUGGUUGGUAGCCAGCUCCUUUCAUCCAACGCAAGCACUUCUGCCAUCUCGCACCACAGCACCCCGCUCGCCAACUCGCUCAUUGUCAGCCGCGACGGGAUCUCCGAUAUGGAGGUGAUGGUACCGGGAGGAGGAGGGCCCAUCAGCGAAUCUGGUCUCUUUACCGCGGGGCACACGGAUCGGCCAACGACAUGGACGCCAUUUGCCUUUGCGAUGACCCCGUCGGAGCCCAUAACCCCGCUGCCGGAGCCGCACCACCCGAGCUCCAGUACCACAAUCCAAAGAGACGAAGAAGAGGGACACCAAGAGGCGGGCGAGGACAACGCCGGCAGACGCACCAUGGAAACGAGUGCCUUGUCCAUGCCGACGGUCAACCUGCAGGUGCCUCCGACCGCUGUGCAACCCGCAGCCUUUAAGGGCUGGGACAGCGCACUGGGGUCCUUGGUCCUGGAGCGGAUUGUAAACAUGUCUUGGUCGGCGGCGCUGCACAAGCGGGGUGAACAAUGCUUGACUGCAAAGCCGCCGCGCCUAGAGGAGGCAGAGCAGGAUGCGCUGGAGGAGCGUCUCGUCGCAAGCGCCUUUGGCGAGUUCCGCGCGCGCCAGCGCGCCAUCGUAUCCCUCAUUAACGCGCGUUUGGCAUCGGGCAAGUCGGUGGAGGCACUGACGAACGCGCAGAAGCACUUCAAGUUCGAGAAGAAAGACUGGACAAGCCACAACCAAACAAUUUUCUCCGCGAUGCGAUACCUGCAAUCAAUGGUGUUUCUCGUGCGUGCCCAAGCGGCGUGCCGGGUCUACGGCGCCGUCAUCGAAACAGUGCAGUUUGUACUGCCGCAAGCCGCCUUGUGCGAGCAGAUGGUGCAGGUGCUGGCGCCUCGACCGCGGGGUGACUACAUCCUCCGUUUCGGGGAUUGUCGGUCAAAGCUGAUUCGAUCCUACGUGUAUCUGCUGAAAGAGGGUUGGUUGGCACACGCCGCCUUCAACGACUUGGCGAAGGCAGAGAAAUACUUCAUCAAAUGUGCGCAGGUCGUGCAGCUGCUGCGUCGCCGCGUACGCGAGACAGAGCUAUUCGCUGCCUACAUGGAACGCGGUGCGCAGCUUAUGAAGCUGAAGGAGUACAAGCGGUCGGUGGAGCUCUUCCGGUACGCUGUGAGCAUUGCCAAGAAGUCUUUGCAGGCAGCCGAUGCAGCAGCAGCAGCAGCGAACGCAAGUGGAGACAGCGGUACCUUCAGCCCAAACGCUUCUACCGGCUCCACCGCGCCGUCACUUGGCUCAGCUAUGACCAAUAUGGAGAACGCAGUGUCUGUUGCGGCUGCCGGGCUUGCCGCGAAAGCGCCACCGGCGGCGUCGCAACAGCAGUUUCACCGCAACCUGCACCUGCGCGCCGCCGGCUCCGGCAGCCUCACCACAGCCGAGGAGCACAUCCCCGGUGUGACGGACGCCAUUAAAGACGACCUGGAGCUUGUCUGGCGCGUGGCGGAGAGCGAGCGCAUGCUGGCAUUGUCUUAUGUCACUCAAGCCGAGCAUGAGGUAAAUGUGCGAGAGCGCCGCGAGGAACUCAGCAACGCCGUAAGCAGCGCAUAUAGCUCGCAGCGAUCGCUACAGCGGUGGCAAAGGAAAGGUGGAACGCCAAAGCGGUUGCUGACCGCCGUGCCGUGCAGUCUCAUCGUCAUUUGCAAAGGGCUACUCCUGCUGAACCAGCCGCGCAAGGCCGCCCUGCUGCUGGAGCCGCUUAUCGAGAACAAACCGAACACUGCAUUGGUACGACCGCCCAUGUGGGGGGAAAUUCUGCACCCGACAGAGGACCCGUACACGACAGAGGACGUGGUUCUGCGAACGUACGUGAGCUCUGUGAAGAUCGCUGUCUUCAUGCUGUACGCACGGUGCCUGGCCGAGUUCGACGGGGACAGGGCCCUCCGUGCCGUCACGCAGGUGGAUCAGCUGCUCCAGGAAAGUGAUACAUGGAUCUGCACCAUCCGCACCGAGCUUCGCCGCGCACUGGAGGACGUCAGCUCCAAGGACAAAACAGUGGCUGACUCGCUGAACUCGCCAGGUACGGCGCAGAGCAUCGAGGCGCUGCGGCGUACCAGUGCUGCCUCACCGCAUGGCACUGCGGGGAACGGGCAGAACAGUGAGGAUGGGCACAGCAACGGGCGACAGGACUACGGCGCUGGCGCAGAGACCUCCGCCGGCACCUCUGUCUUCACAACAGUGGGCAAGUCCAAGGCUUGCACGACUGACGUGCCGACCCUGCAAAUACCAAUCAGUCAUUCCUCUACUGCGUCGCCCUCACCGCUCGAUGACAGUCGUCAUAGACCAGAGUGGAACUCGCCGGACGAUGCCCCGCUGCGGCCGCGGCGGGUGACGGCGGCCGGUGGUGCCGUGAUGGAAGACGAUUGCCGAAGCUGUCGGAACACCUCAACCCAGCUCAGUGUCAUUGGUGGCAACCGCAGCGAGACAGAUUUAUUCUCUUUAGUAAACAAUACGAAUGCCGUGAUUUCCAGCUCCACAGCGGUCCCGACGGCACGAAGCAGCAGCAGUCCCAGCGCCACAGUCCCACAUUUACUGCAGCUUCCACCAAUUCGAGUACACACAGAGAGCUCGAGUGAGUGCAUGACAGCGCUGUUUGCCCUCCGCGAGGCCAAGUCGCACAUCCGAAAAGCGCUUCGUGGCAUCUUCAUCAUCAGCGGUGACGCGUAUUCCCUCAUCAAGAACUGGGAAGAGGCCCUGAAGGUCUACUCGCAUGCCCUUGUCAUCACUAUGAGCGAGGUCGAGGCCGCCAGCGCGGCGGCGCGGUCUCGCCGCCGUGUUCAUCAGAUCACCUCACGAUCUUGCUUCUCAUCACAACAGUCGUCGACAAGUCCGAUGGGCGCGGACGAUGGCGGGUCGCUGUCCGCCCCCCAUGACGCUUACAAAGCGAUUUGCAAUACCGCCGGCGGUGACCCCAGCGCUUCCCUGCAAGGCUGGGGCCCCGUUGUCCCCUUGGACGAAGAGUUCUUUUUGUGGGACGAGGAGGACGUGCUCAUUGCCGACAACCUCGUCAACCGAGAACUGACGGCGUCGACGGCAGCGAAGGACCUGCGGGCGGUGGUAGCUGACGAAGAGCGCAUGGACUCGCGCGCGUGCGAGAGCGUCGUGCUUAGUAAACUGGCGAACGUGUACCGUGCCCUCGAAAAGCCGACCACUGCAAUCCACUAUCACACCCUUGUCAUGGAGUACGCUAACGAGUGUCACGACAAGCUGCUGGCCUACAACUCGAUGCUGAGCCUUGCUCGGCUGUACACCGCAGCGAACAUGAGUGAAAAGGCGCGCGACGCGUGGGCGAAGGUGAGUGAACUGGCGAAGGAGUACGAGGACAAGGAGGUGAGUCGGGAGACGAUGCGCAACAUUGUGGCGGGGCAGGAAGCCGCUGGCAUGUACAUGGACGUCGUAAAGACAGCGGAGGAGCUGGAGAAACUUGCGACCGGCGAGGAGGGCGAAGACGCCGCCAGAGACAGUCGCUUUGCUCUCGAGGCGCUGGCAAACGCAAACCUGCACCUGGGCCACUUCGAUGCCUGCAUCGCCGCCCUCGACAGUCGUGAAAAGGUGCAGGAGAAGUCAGCAGAGUGGAGCGGUGCGCUGCUGAGCAUGCGCGCCAAGGCACGAAUGGGACUGAACAAGUCGGCGGAAGCAAUCAAAGUGAUGCAGAGCUGGGCCGCCAAGGCGCGCAACCUCGGCAACUGGGUGGAGCUGGGCAAAGCGAACUCGGCGCUAUCGGCAGCGUAUGCCUCGGAGAAUCACAAUAUGCAGGCGCGCUGCCACCACGAAGCCACACUUAACGCCUUUGCCCUGGCCGAGACGCUCGACGAGGAGUGCCGUCACAUUGCACUGGAGAGCGCGCGGUGGUUGGUGCACUACACGUACCUCGAUGAUACCACGAUGCAGGUCGACCCUGCGCUAACGUAUACCGACCGCGGUGGUCUUUCAGGCGGCUCGGAAGAAAGCAGCGUUGAUUUCCACUACGUAGACAGUGGCUUGUGCAACAGCAGCGGAGACCUUGGGGAAAUGCUCGCCAAGGAAGAACUGCGCCGCACAUCGUUGAUGAAUAGAAAGGACUACAGGCUCGGAUUUAACAAUGACGACGACGAUUUUGGGGACGGGGAUCUCUUAUCGAAUCAGAGCAUGUUCGGCGGGCCGCCCCCCGGGCUGUCGCGUGCCGAUGCCCUCGUGUCAAAGGGCCGCGGCAUGGAGGAGGAGGAACAGCGUGAUGACUGCGCGAUGACAAGGGCCGAAGAGGACAGCAGCGAGGGUGCAGCAGCAGUCAACGAUAACGACGCACCGCUCACGACGUCCUCCUUCAUCUCUGCAAUGCUGAUGCCGAAGGAUUCGGGCGUGGUGACGCAGCCGCCCUCGCUAACCUCCAGCAUUAGCGUUUCAAUGCGAAGGUCCCCGACCCACCUAGAUAGUGUCCUGGGCGGCGGCAACGAUCACAGCGAAGGCAGCAGCAGCGCAGGGCAAUCGGACGGCGGAGACAACGAGGCCGGCGAGGACGUGGAAGACGAUGCGCUCCGCCCCAUGGAUGUGGAAGACGUUGCGGAACACCGCCAAGACCCUAAGCUGCCCGUGAGCAUCGAGAGCGAGGAGCCUUUUGACUUGGCGAAUCUAAAGAAGCCUGGACCGAAGCCGACCCCAGUGGCACAGACACCAAUUGUCACUACUGCAGCAGUAAAACCUACCGUGAACACUGCAGCAGUGGCAGGCAGCGAUGCACCGCUCGGCAAGUCCGCCUCCAGUACCUACGUGCCGCCCCCAACGAGUCUCGCCAAUGUCUCCAUCUGCAGCCGCCCAGCAGCAGCCGCAGCAGGUACCGAUGUCUUGGAGCUCCCAGUCGACGUGUGCCGCUCCGCCUCCGAGCAAGCGACACUCUCGGGCCCCAGCACUACCAGCUCCCCUCUGAUGAGUAACUCCCCGCGCGGAGCCUCCUUCCAAGCCGGGCCAGCCGCUACCGCCAGCGGCGGGGACGAUGAUGGCGCUCAAGAGCGCAAGCCCUCGACGGUGCGCACAACGUACCUUCGAGGCGCGAUUGAGAUGAUCGAGACGGCAGCACAGCUACUUCUCAUGCCUCGAACUGUGCGCCACAUAGUCAUUCCUUACAGCCCCGCCGAGGCCGUCGACUUCGCCCUGAUCGCCCAUCCGCAGUCCCUAUUCGUCUUCUACUUUGCCGAGUACACGACCGAGUACGGGGCGCAGUGUGACGUCGUGCUUCGCCCUCCUCACGCCGCUAGCUUCAUGAAGUUGCGGGCGCAGAUAUCCCUCCAGGAGUACCAUAGCAAAGACGCGAUGAGCGCACUACUGGCCCCAGCCUCAGCUGAGUUUUCGAUGACAGGGGAGCACAACAGCGCCACAGAGACGGCUGGCUCCGCCUCGUCAUCCGCGCACCCCUUUGGCACGGCUAUGGCACGCGCCGCAACAGGGAGUGCAGCUUUGAGCUCAGCACUCAGCAACGUAACGCCGGAUGCGCUGCGCGCUGCCUUGGAGGAGGAGACAUCGACGUGCCUCCGCAACCUCUACGCGAAUGCCUGGCAACCCAUUGCAGAUCGCAUGCGCCGCGAGCACGUGAGCUACCAAGACGCCGAGACGCUCAUUAUAAUGCCGGAUGUGUCUCUUAUGCACCUGCCUUUCGCUGGCUUCUUGCCAUCACCCAACUACGGCGACGAGGAAGCACCGCUAGGUGAACAAUUCACGCUGAUUGUGACCCCAUCGCUGACCCACUUUGUGCACUAUGGCAUGACACAGCAACCGCAGCGCUCGCACGACACGAGCGGGGCUCUGGACCCGGCUGCCAAGAAGUACAUCUUCUUGCCCUACGACAGUAGUGCCGGCCCGGGUGCAGUAACACCGUCUGCGCCGCUCACGAUGCCCACCUUUACGCCGUACUCGCCGUCGUUAUCAAAUACAAGGCCGCAGCAGCAGCAGCCGAAGACCGGCACUGACGCGGGCGCAAACUCUACCACUAGUGCACUGACAGUCACGGCGGGGGUCGUCGCUGGCAAAGCGACUGCGCAAAACCCCGCCGCACCCUCUGUCUCAUGUGCGCACUCCCUCACGGACCCCUUGCUCACUGGACACCCCCUUGCUGCCUCUGCAACUGCGGCAGACAUCAGUAUGCGCAGCAAUCCUGUGCCAGGUGAUCCCACGCCAGCGACGUCGAGUAGCGCGCCGCAGCAGAUCGAAAGGGAUGACACCUUUGACGAUCUCCUGCGCACGUGGCGGGUGCACUGCGGGUGUACGCGCAAGGAACUCAUCCAGGCCUUCACAGAUGUGCACACGCGGGCACUGAUGUUCCUUGCUCCGCUCGACCAGGGGUUGAUUCGAGUUGCAGAUGGCGUCGUGACGAUCCAGGAUCUGACGCAGAAUCUACAGCAGGUACGUGCUCAACAACCGGCCACCCACGUCGCCAGCCUAGCCAGCAAUGUCAGCGUCUCCCCCACUGGCCCUACUGUGACAACGGUACCGCCCACCCCGUUGGCGUCGCCGGCACUCCCCCUACCCCCGCUCUGCUCUCACAUUGACCUCCUUGUUCUUACCGCCAACCGCAGCCAGUACCCUACCGUCAGCGAUGCUGGUGCUUCAGCAAAGAUGUGCAUGGCGCUUGGUGUGCACCGGGUGCUUCAACUCAACAUUCUCAAUGGAUUAACCCCAAAUGAUGAGCACCAUGCAUUCAUCGCACUUUACCUGACCAACCUCAAGAAAGUGAUGCGGUGGUCGCUGCGGAAUCCGUACGCGGUGGCACUCCGCACGACUAUGGCGGAAGCGCGGAAGUUGGGCAUGUCGUCCAACACAUGGGGUGCGUUCACCCUGGUGGGUAUGCCAUGA
Messenger RNA from Leishmania braziliensis MHOM/BR/75/M2904, 9339 nucleotides. RefSeq lists its product as hypothetical. The record is from RefSeq and is a predicted model, not a curated record. Gene Ontology annotation, molecular function: RNA polymerase II complex binding. Lineage: Eukaryota; Euglenozoa; Kinetoplastea; Trypanosomatida; Trypanosomatidae. Gene Ontology annotation, biological process: mRNA 3'-end processing. Bases 1 to 9339 code for a protein of 3112 amino acids. Gene Ontology annotation, cellular component: RNA polymerase II, holoenzyme. The transcript has a single exon.